AUUGAUUUAAAAAUUGGAAAUACAAUGUCAGAUAGUAAUUCAGAAGUAGGAGGUAUUAAAUUAAAAACUAUAACCCACUUAUUAAAAACUGAGGUUUUAAAUAAAUAGUAAAAAAAGUAUUGAGUCACAUUUAAGAGGUAAUAAUUUUAAGAUACUAAAUAAAAAUCUGACUGCAUGUCAAAAUUUAGAUUUAGAUUGAAAUACUCAUUAAAAUUUGGAGAUAUUAGAUCAAAAUUAUGUGAUAAAAAGUAUGUUUUUUAGACUCUGAAUGUCAUUUUUACUCAGAAAAAAACAUUUAUUCGUUUAUUUAUUGGACAAAAGGCCCACAUCUAUCAAUUAAGUAACACCGGAUGUUGUCAAUUUACCUUCAAAAUAAAAGUGGACACUUGCUUGAAGUUGACCAAAAAGAUUUUUUUUUUUUUUUUUUAACUUACUUCUGUAUAAAGUGAAUUAUUGUCAUAAGUCUAUUGUUCAUUAUCAGUCUAAUACAAUGAAAAAAUAGAUAAGUGAACGACUAACAUCACCAAAUAAAUCACCUUUUUGCAGUAUAUAUCGCUUUUAACCGUUUUUACGAAAGUAUAGCACCGUAUUUAGUUUUUAAAAAUGCACUUUCGCAAACAAAAUAACGCUUUUUGACGCCAACGGAUUUUUUUUUAAGUGAAUUGUUUUUGUUGAAUGCGUCGCAACGGUUUUUAACGGUCGUUGUUAGGUGGCUCAGUGGAGGCACGCGGGUUGAAAUUAAAGCGUAUAACUGGUAUAGCAGGUGGACAGAAAUAGUAAAGUGUCGUUUUAUAACUAAAAUGUGCUCCGGUACACCCACCAGCAGCUCCGUCUCUCGUCAGCUGCUGGAGGAUGUUGCCUCGGAGGCAGAUAUGAUGUAAUCAAACGCUUCAGUCCCGUCCAGAGAGAGAGAGAGAGAGGGGGGCAGGAAGAGAGCCGGAGCCCGGGCCGGAGAAUCACACGGAUGUGUCUCGGUACUUUCUGAUAAACGUGUUCAAAACCACCAUCGAGCAGGUUGGGUGAACGGUUCCGUGUCGCCGCUGGAGGAGUCAUGUCGCGGAGGUUUGUGCCGACCAGCCUCCCUUCCUCCUCCUCCUCCUCCUCCUCCUCCCGACGACGAAGAGGAUGCUGGAUGCGGGCCAGCAGUAGCAGCAGCACCGGCCGGGGAUGCUGCUGCUGGUGAACCGGAUUCCCCCACCACCACCACCACCACGUCUCCCAGCUGUAAUUAACCGCCAUGUCUCAGGAGUCCUCUCCCACAGCUGCUCCAACAUCCUCCGCGUGAAAAUGGCCUCGACGUCGGUCCGCCCUAGCUGUCCCCUUUUCGCCCACGAUGACAGGAGGGCGACCGCUUCAGAUUUCAACACUUGCAGGCCCUUUACGCCGGUCGGGGAUCACGUUAUCACGUCUGAUCUGAUUUAUUGAGCCGCUUUUAUUUCGCGAAAACACCUCCUGCCUGCAUCCGUUUCCCCUCACAGCUGAUAUUCUUGGAGGCACCGGGACAUGGGCCGCGUCCACUGCUGCUGCACCCCGCUUUGCCCUGCAGGGAUCUGAGCUUCAUGCUUUUCCUGACCUUACUCGCGGUAAUGGCUCUGUGACAUCUCGCUAUAAGCUUCAAGUUGUCCGGUUUGCUUUUUAUUUUGGACGUCCCUCUCCCUGGUUUCUCCGCGCAGAGCUGUGUGUCCCAUGCAGUAGUUGUUGCCCUGCGGGGGAAUGAGCAGCCUCCAUCCCUCCAGCAGAAGCCUGCCCGCCGCUCCGGCUGCUGUCCAGCGUGUGGCCCUGUGACUUCAGCGGGGUGUGGAGGUGCUGACGACCUUAAAACACGGUGGAGGGUGGGGACGUUUGCCUUUCCAGCUCAGGUUUAAACCAUGGCCAAUGAACCUGUCAUCCUUAACGUGUAUGAUAUGUACUGGAUAAACGAAUACACUUCCAAUCUGGGUAUUGGAGUCUUCCACUCAGGCAUAGAGAUAUAUGGCAGAGAAUUUGCAUACGGCGGUCACCCGUACCCUUUCAGUGGCAUCUUUGAAAUCAACCCCGGCAAUGCUGCUGAACUGGGAGAGACAUUCAAAUUCAAGGAGGCCAUUGUGUUGGGCACCACAGACUUCACAGAGGAGGACAUAGAUAAAAUCAUGGAGGAGCUUGGUAAAGAGUUUAAAGGGAACGCUUACCAUCUAAUGCACAAAAACUGCAACCACUUCUCCUCCUCACUGUCUGAGCUGCUGUGUGGACGGGAAAUCCCUCGCUGGGUGAACAGACUGGCGUAUUUCAGCUCCUGCAUCCCCUUCCUGCAGAGCUGCCUACCCAAGGAGUGGCUAACGCCAGCCGCUCUGCAGAGCCACAUCAGCCUCGGCCUCCACAAAGAGGAGCAGAACGAGUCCAGCGACGAGGACCCUUCGUCCCCGUCCGGCGCCACCGCCGCCGGCUCGGGCUCCUCCCACAGCUGUCGCCACACAAGGGUGUAAACUGUGCCCCCCUAUCCCCACCUCCCACCCCCCCUCACACACACACUCUGACCUCUGGACCUUCCUGCCACCGCUGCUAGUGGCUCAAGUGGCAUUAGUAGGCUUGAACAACCACCUGACCUCAUACUGUUUGUCCUCUGAGUAAAGAGGCAGGAAAAGAAGAGUCUCCUCUUCGUGAGCUGCAGUCAGAGACUCCAGACCUACAGCACAGAGACCCUGCCUGUCCUUUCCACAGAUGACAGGAUGACUGAGGCAAACUUUGACCUGAGCCCUGAGCUCUGAAGCGUGGCUCAGACUUCGAUAACAACCACUUGUAGAUCUGAAGUUUGUAGUAUGUUAUUAUUAGUCUUUUCCAUGAACUUUUAAACCUCUGUCAGCCUUGUUCCCUGCCCUGCCUUCAGAGCUGCUUUUGUAGAAUAAUAACUAGAUAGACACCUGAGACUACUGAUAGUGACGUUACCAGGAAACUGCUAAUCUGCUCAACAAGUUCUCGUUCAAUAACCUCUAUGUGGCCUUCAGUUGAUAUUGUUGACUCUGCUUUCUUUGUGUGGAGCUUUAGUAAUUUACUUUGGCCAUUUUAGAAGGUUAGCAGGUUAAAGAGGAUUUGACUUGAGUUCAAAUGUUGCAUGUUGAGAGAAUUUGAUAAAACAUCUAAACUGAACUGAGAAGCCACAUUUCUGAUCUUAUCAUCAAGUAUUUCUUCUCCUUUUUUCAUUUUGUAAAAGAAAAGAUCCAAACUGGGACUCCUUUUAAAAAGUAAGCUGACAGUUAGCUGCCAGUGUAACCAGUUCACCCGCAGUUGUAAACAAUCAAGGGCAAAUACUGUUCAGUUUGAAUAGUCGCUGUUCAUACAGCCUCGGGCAGCCCAGUCACUAUCUGUGAACAUCUCAGAGACACAAACACAAAGAAAGUCAAGCUGCUACACUGACUAUAACUGACUUUGUGACCCAGUACAAUUUUUGUCUAUGCUUUUAUAUCCAAAUGGUGUUUAUAUUACAAUGGUGCGAUAACUUCCAGGCUAGGAAAUGAACAUUUACACCCAGAGAUUAUUCCUGGGUGAAACUGGUUGAUUCUUUUUCUCUUUUUUUUCACCAUUAAACUGGUAAAGAUGGAGCUGCAAUGAGAAAGAAAAUCAGUAUUCCACUUUAAAUUAUAGUAAUCCUAAAGGGAAUAGUUUUGGGAAGUAUGUUUAUUUGCUUUCUUACAGAGAGUUAGAUGAGAAGAUUGAUGCCACUUUUGUCUGUACAGUAAAUAUGAAGCUACAGCCAGCAGCCGGUUAUCUUAGCUUAGCUUAGCAUAAAGACUGGAAACGGGGGGAAACAGCUAGCCUAGCCUGUGUCCAGAGGUAACAAAAUCAACCUACCAGCACCUGUAAAGAUCAAGAAAGAUCAAUCUUCUCCUCUAACUAGCAAGAAUUGGAAUAAGAGUAUUUUCCAAAAUGCCAGAGUGUUUCUUUAAGACCAUAUUUUUAUGUUUGAUUUAUCUAAACUGUGAACUGAACUGUGGCAUGUUUACAGAGACGAAGCUGUUUAAGGACAGAGAGCAAACCUUUCUGUGACUCAUAAUGUCAGAGGUUGUGUUUGUUGCAGUGAAAGGAUCAGAUCAUCCUUAAGGGAAAAUAUGAUGUCAUGAAGUUAUUUGUAAUCAUUGUGGAUUUAGCUCACACGCUGGUAAACAACCCCAUUAACUGCUAUUGAAGAUGGUGGUGAUGAUAAUGAUGACGACUAACAUCAGCUCCUUGUAGUUUUACUCAUUUCAACUCAUGUCGCUUGCUUUUCUCAGUGUAAAAGUUCAGUAAACAAGGCCACAUGCGAUUUGAAUCGUGUCCCAUCCCUCCUGCCGUAGUGUGCUCAUGGACAGCUAACCCUUUCUCAGGAAGGAAAAUCACAUGACUUGUGAACGUGACAGUCAUCUCAUUCCUGGUGAAUACCUUGAUGAAUGGGGCUGAAAGUGCAAAUUAAACAUUUGACUUCUUCUUCUUCAUGUCCUUAAAUAAGCUAUAUCCUUAUUUAUUUUUAAGGUAGUCUUACAUUUCACCAAGUGUAUUGUGUUCAGAUUCUUUGAGUAUAUUUUGAGUUGACGGGGGCUGUACAGUGAUCAGUAUUCCAUGCUCAAAAGUCUUUGGCACUUUCUACAGAGCAGAUCAGACAGGUAUUUUUUUCUAUUGUACUGUGUCAACCUUAACCUUGUAUUUCCUUUUCCUAACCCAAGACAAUUUCAAGAAUGAUGAUAUAGUACUAGAAUAAAGAGAUGGAUAACGAA
Molecule: messenger RNA, 4724 nt
Organism: Lates calcarifer (barramundi perch)
Lineage: Eukaryota; Metazoa; Chordata; Actinopteri; Centropomidae
Product: deubiquitinase DESI2
Exons: 5
Coding region: 1869-2462 (197 amino acids)
Biological process (GO): protein deubiquitination
Molecular function (GO): deubiquitinase activity
Source: RefSeq, a predicted model, not a curated record